CGGUCAACAUGUUACUCUGAUGCAGCCAAGACGAGCGGAGGUACAGAUGUAGAACGACACCGGUUCCGAUACGGCGACUUCGGCGGCCGUUGCAUGCCCUUGGAGCAUUGAAGUUGUAGAUAUAUUAUUGACGCCAAUGAGACGCUCUUUCUCUCUCGUUGAUACCUGUCCCUUCGUCAAUCAAGAUUGCUUUAGACUUAAUAUCGAUCAUUAUGGCCAACUCAACGACUUACCGCAUCCUUGUCCUUCCGGGAGACCACGUCGGCCCAGAAGUCAUGACAGAGGCCCUCAAGGUCCUCGACGUAGUCGAAGAGUGCCAGCCCGGUCUGCGAUUCGAACGAGAUAGCGACCUCGUGGGAGGAUGCAGCAUUGACGCUCAUGGCGUGCCAGUCACAGAUGCAGUGCUAGAAAAAGCCGCGAAGAGCGACGCCGUAUUGUUCGGCAGCGUUGGUGGCCCCGAAUGGACCAACGCGCAUCCCAAUCCCGAAUCGGGUCUCCUACAGCUUCGGCAGCGUCUCGAUGCAUUUGCCAACCUCAGGCCUUGUGAGGUAUUCAUCCCGUCAUUGGUGGACGCUUCACCGAUCAAGGCAGACUUGGUAUUGGGAACCAAGUUCGUUGUGGUUCGUGAGAACUGCGGGGGCGCGUAUUUUGGCCAAAAGGUCGAAGAGCCGGACAUCGCAUCUGAUCUCUGGGUUUACACUAAACGAGAGGUCGAGCGGUGUUGCCGUGUGAGCGCUGCCGUCGCGCGCAUGCUGGGUCGCAACGGUGAUGGACAAGGUGGUGGAGGUCCUGCCAUCGUCUGGAGUGCAGAUAAGGCCAAUGUGCUCGCCAGCGGACGGCUCUGGAGGAAAGUAACCCAAAAUAUCUUCGACGAGGAGUUUCCAGAUAUCGAGUUGCGUCACCAACUCGCGGACAGCAUGGCUAUGUUGAUGGUUAAAAACCCCAGGGGCUUCAACGGUGUCGUCCAUACGGAUAACACCUUUGGAGAUAUUCUUUCCGACAUAUCUGGUGGCAUUACUGGAACGCUAGGUAUUCUGCCUAGUGCCAGUAUAUCUGGUAUCCCUGGUGAGGGUCGGUGUAAUGGCAUUUAUGAGCCUGUCCACGGAAGUGCGCCAGACAUUUCGGGUAAAGGGAUCGUCAAUCCCGUUGCGCAGAUCCUGAGUCUGGCUAUGAUGCUCAGGUACUCCUUUCAUCUCACCAGAGAGGCUGCGGCGAUCGAAGACGCCGUCACUCGUAUAUUAAACUCGAAGGAAGCCGGGGGCAUGGAUAUCAGAACUGCUGAUAUGGGCGGCAAGGCAAGCACAACCGAGAUUGGGGAUGCUAUCUGCGAUGCUCUGAGGACCAUACUGAAAACAUAGACAAUAUCGAUAUACCGUACAUGGAGUCCCCCCUCCAAAUGCAAAAGUGAGCGUCUCUGUCCAAACAAAGUCUAGCUCGUAUGGACAGAUUUACAUGAUGUAACUCUAUUCAGGUACUAUCAGACUUAUCUUUACUCCGUUGG
Molecule: messenger RNA, 1501 nt
Organism: Pseudomassariella vexata
Lineage: Eukaryota; Fungi; Ascomycota; Sordariomycetes; Amphisphaeriales; Pseudomassariaceae
Product: 3-isopropylmalate dehydrogenase
Exons: 1
Coding region: 213-1358 (381 amino acids)
Biological process (GO): L-leucine biosynthetic process
Cellular component (GO): cytosol
Molecular function (GO): 3-isopropylmalate dehydrogenase activity; NAD binding; magnesium ion binding
Source: RefSeq, a predicted model, not a curated record